Dovyalis caffra is the source of this 1455-nucleotide messenger RNA. Lineage: Eukaryota; Viridiplantae; Streptophyta; Magnoliopsida; Malpighiales; Salicaceae. The record is from the annotation of a GenBank genome assembly.
AUGUCACAGAAGCUUUACUUGAAAAAGAACCACCUCUAUACUUUCUCCGCCUGGAUACAAGUUAGCCAGGGAAAUGUUCAGGUAAAGGCCAUUUUCAAGACAGCUUCCGGCUUUAAAUAUGCUGGUGCUGUCGUUGCUGAGUCAAAGUGCUGGUCCAUGCUUAAAGGUGGCCUCACAGUGAACACAUCAGGCCCUGCUGAGCUAUAUUUCGAGAGCAAGAACACCUCAGUCGAAAUAUGGGUCGAUAGCAUCUCAUUGCAACCAUUCACUGAGAAAGAAUGGAGGUCUCAUCAAGAGCAAAGUAUUGAAAAGACUCGAAAGGCAAAGGUGAGAAUCCAAGCAUUAGACAAACAAGGCAAUCCCCUACCAAAUGCAACAAUCUCCAUUGAACAAAAGAAACUAAGUUUCCCGUUUGGUUGCGCUAUAAACAAGAACAUCCUCUCCAACACCGCCUACCAAAAUUGGUUCACCUCAAGGUUUACAGUGGCAUCAUUUGAAAAUGAGAUGAAGUGGUAUAGCACCGAAGGCUCACAGCACCAUAUUGACUAUUCAGUCACUGAUGCCAUGAUGAAUUUUGCCAAGCAACACAAUAUAGCCGUCCGUGGACACAAUGUGAUUUGGGAAGAUCCUAAGUACCAACCUGGAUGGAUCUAUUUGCUCCCACCGAAUGAUCUUCGAAAGGCCGUAAAAGAAAGGGUAGGAUCAAUUAUGACAAGAUACAAAGGCAGGCUUAUAGCAUGGGAUGUUGUUAAUGAAAACCUGCAUUUUUCUUUCUUUGAAAGCAAAUUAGGAAAUAAUGCCUCUGCAGCAAUCUACAACUUGGCUGGUAAGACUGAUGGAACCACUACAUUGUUUCUGAAUGAUUACAAUACCAUUGAAGAGAGUGGAGAUGGUGCCGCUUCACCUGCUAAGUACCUUCAAAAGCUGAAAGAAAUUCAAAGCUUUCCUGGCAAUGGCAAUUUGCACAUGGGCAUUGGACUAGAGUCUCACUUUAGCAUUCCAAACCUUCCUUAUAUGAGAGCUUCUCUUGACACUCUUGCUUCUGCUCAUGUUCCCAUUUGGCUCACAGAAGUAGAUGUUCAAGGCAACCCGGCCGAUCAGGCACGAUACUUGGACCAGAUUCUAAGGGAGGCACAUUCUUACCCGAAAAUAGCUGGAAUAGUGAUUUGGUCAGCAUGGAAUCCACAAGGGUGUUACAGGAUGUGUUUGACUGAUAACAAUUUCAAAAACUUGGCUACCGGGAAUGCUGUGGACAAGCUUUUGCACGAAUUGGGUGGUCCAUUAACAGGCAAGACAGAUGCUAAUGGCUUCUUUGAGGUUUCCCUUUCCCAUGGACACUACAAUGUGAAGAUCAUUCACCAUGGCGUGAGAAAUAUUUCUUCCUCGACUAGUAACCUUAAUGUGCCUCCAACCGAUUCCAGCAGAACAACUUGGCUUCACCAAGUUACUGCUUGA